Molecule: messenger RNA, 633 nt
Organism: Elaeis guineensis (African oil palm)
Lineage: Eukaryota; Viridiplantae; Streptophyta; Magnoliopsida; Arecales; Arecaceae
Source: RefSeq, a predicted model, not a curated record
AUGUACUCUAAUAUUGUGGAGUCAUUUAACAAUUGGGCGAAAGAGGCACGACAGCUUCCAAUAACUCCUAUAAUCGACAUGCUACGAUAUAAGAUGAUGGAGUUAAUGCAUGAGAGACGUGAUCGCUCUCAUAAAUGGCAGACAUAUCUAGUUCCUAAGAUUGAGGAGCUGAUAAAUAUGAACAUUGAAAAUGGAAGGGGUCUUACAGUCCGAUAUUCGAAUGGCGAGCGGUUUGAAGUAGUCGCAGAUUGCCGAUACGAAGUUAACCUUAACACCCAUACUUGUUCAUGCAGGUAUUGGCAGGUCUAUGAUCAUCUUUGCUCAUAUGCAUGUGCUAUGAUAAUUAGGAAGUAUGAGUUAGUGUAUACAUAUGUAUCUGAAUUUUUUACAGUGGAUGCUUAUCGAAGAAUAUAUGAGCAUGCCAUCUUUCCUAUCGUAGACAUUUUUAAACCUACAGGUGUAAAAUGUGAGGAUCUGAUUAUAAAACCACCUAUAACCAAACCAAAGACAAGAAAGCUUAAGAAGAAGCGCAUUAAAUCCCAGCCAGAGGAAGUCCAUCUACUUAAAUGUGGGAGAUGUCAUAAUGUUGGACACAAUCGGAAGACAUGCAAUGCUCCAAUAGCUGAAGAAUAA